This is a messenger RNA of Rhipicephalus sanguineus (brown dog tick), 2637 nucleotides long. RefSeq names its product alpha/beta hydrolase domain-containing protein 17B. The transcript has a single exon. Lineage: Eukaryota; Metazoa; Arthropoda; Arachnida; Ixodida; Ixodidae. The record is from RefSeq and is a predicted model, not a curated record. Bases 55 to 1053 code for a protein of 332 amino acids. Gene Ontology annotation, biological process: protein depalmitoylation. Gene Ontology annotation, molecular function: palmitoyl-(protein) hydrolase activity. Gene Ontology annotation, cellular component: endosome membrane; plasma membrane.
GAGUGCUCUGACGCGAGACGGCGGCACCGCGGCUUCCCCAUGACGUCACCUUGAAUGGUGGGAGCGCAGGGACAGCGGUGGGAGGGCGACGAGCUGUCAUCUUUGCGUACCCUUAUUAUUGUGGUUCGAGGGCCUGGUGGCUGGCAUGCGAGCAUAGUCCCUACGCGCCGAGGCCCCAUGCCGCGCGAAAUGAACGGCCUAUCACUAAGCGAGCUGUGCUGCCUGUUCUGCUGCCCGCCCUUCCCAGCGCGGAUCGCGGCCAAGCUGGCGUUCCUGCCUCCGGAGCCGACGUACUCGCUGGUGCCCGACGAGACCGGCACCAAGUACACGCUGAGCCUCAGCGAGCGCGCCGAGUGGCAGUACUCGCAGCGGGAGCUCGAGGCGAUCGAGGUGUUCUACACGCGCACGUCGAGAGGCAACCGGCUGGCCUGCAUGUUCGUGCGCUGCUCGGCCGCAGCCCGCUUCACGGUGCUCUUCAGCCACGGCAAUGCCAUCGACCUGGGACAGAUGAGCAGCUUCUACCUGGGCCUCGGCUCGCGCAUAAACUGCAACAUAUUCAGCUACGACUAUUCAGGCUACGGCGUGAGCACGGGCAAGCCGUCGGAGAAAAACCUGUACGCCGACAUCGACGCAGCCUGGCAGGCACUGCGAACCCGCUACGGCAUCAGCCCCGAGAACAUCAUCCUGUACGGCCAGAGCAUCGGCACGGUGCCCACCGUGGACCUGGCUUCGCGCUACGAGGUGGGCGCCGUCAUCCUCCACUCCCCGCUGAUGUCCGGCAUGCGCGUCGCUUUCCCGAACACCAAGCGGACGUGGUUCUUCGACGCCUUCCCCAGCAUCGAUAAGAUCUCCAAGGUCUCGUCGCCUGUGCUUGUUAUACACGGCACCGAGGAUGAAGUGAUCGACUUCUCGCACGGGCUCGCCAUGUACGAGCGCUGUCCGCGCGCCGUUGAGCCGCUCUGGGUCGAAGGUGCGGGCCACAACGACGUCGAGCUGUACGGCCAGUACCUCGAGCGCCUCAAGCAGUUCGUCUCGGUCGAACUGCUCAACUGACCAGCCCCGAGGGGCCUCGACGAGACCCCUGAACAGUAGCAGCAACUGCCGCCGGUGUCACGACGUAUGAACCGUUUCGUGUGCACAAGACUCGCGUUGUUACUUACGUGCCCCGACGGGAACCUUCCCAGGGCUGUGUUAAUGCUUGUACAUAGUGGUUUUACAACUGGAUGCCUUGUCUGUCUUUUGUGCGAGAUGUACUGCUUCCCGCGGCCUUUUGCGACACCGAAGGCAGAAAAGGGCUGUCACAUUAGCCUUCCUCAUCGCAGUGGCUGGUCUUGUGCAAAAUACUGGGGUAAGGCCAGCACACGUGCUCGCAAUCGGGAGCCAAGCAGAACCCUGCUGGGCUGCCUACCUUACCUGUUCAUGACACAUAUGGCUAGAUCUGCUGUGGCAUCGGGUGCGUUUGUGUCUGUCCAGGAAGUCCACUUUCUCCUGUAAAAGCCAGUCUCAAUUAGAUCUCAACAACGGUGCAGUGAGCACAUAAACACCCUAUUUAGGAAUAAAAUGUUGCGAGGCAAAGAACUGGUGGUUAGCAAUUGGCAUAGCCCACUCAGUUUGGCAGAAAGGAUGAACCACUGCAGUUGUUAAACCUGCAAGUACUCAGCCUCGUUAUCUUUCUGUGUGUAUAAAUGGGCAGGAGUUUCUUAGUAUUUGCACAUUGUUCAGUGUUUGCACUGUACAUCAUACACCUCACUUGCAGCAGUGUUUGGUGUGUGGCUAUUGCUGAUAUUUAGAUGCAGCUUAUUUUUAGACCAUUUUCAUCCGGUUUACCGUAUCUCGAAAUGUCCAAACUGAUGCACGUUCUGGGCUUGAGACAAUUACAUUCUGUUAAUGGUUGUGCUUGCAUAGUAGUGUUGUCCUCCAGAAGAUAUAAAUCAGUGAUGCACAACCAACAAUUCUGUCCCACCAUUUUUUUACCACACGGGAGCACAGGUUGAAGCGUUUUUCUUGUCGAGAGGUUUUCCUCGGUGAUAUCCCUGAAUGUGUCUUGUUGAGCAUUGUCCACUCUAGCUUCCUUCUGUAUGACUGCACGGUUCUAUGAGAGGCUGCUCAAGUGUAGGCUUCAUACACAUUGCACUGUGCGUGAAUUCAGUAUUGAUGAACAAAGAGGAUUUCAUUCACCAGUUGUGAACAGAAGUGCCACUAUGCUAGUGCCCUUUUGUAAGCAUUCAGGCCUGCUUACCCUGUGCAAAGCACUAGUCCUUGUGCCCCCCAAAUGGGAUUAGCCAUGUUCAUAUACUCUUGCCUUUCUUUUUCAUGUUGAGAGUCGUAUUUGUGAACAUUUCAAGUGUUUCAACUCAUGUUUCACACAUUAGGCUGUUCACUCUACUCAUAGUAAAUGCAUGAGUAUUGGGAAUACCUUAGUGCACCCUGAAGUACUGAGUCUGCUGGCCAGUCUUGCCAAUGUAGCCAGCGUGUGAGGUCGUUGCUGGGCUCAUUGUGAUAAUGAGCGGCUCUCUGGGAUGUGUCAAGUUGCUUUACCUUCUGUUGUUGUUUAUAUCUCAAUGGUUUACAGGUAGGAGUCUACAAACCCACCAGUGUGGGAGGCACAAAAUAAAGAUUUGUCUUUGUAUAUAAAAA